AUGCAAGACUCUACCUACUCUCUGUCCGGCUCCUCGUCUUCAUCCGCUUCUGGGGACUGGCAGUUCUCUAGACGCACCCUCUCCCACACACCAUCUCCACCAGCUGCCAAACCGGACCAGGAGAUGCAAGGCACUACCAAAUCUCUGUCCGGCUCCUCGUCUUCAUCCACUUCUGGGGACUGGCAGUUCUCUAGACGCACCCUCUCCCGGACACCAUCUCCACCAGCUGCCAAACCAGACCAGGAGAUGCAAGGCACUACCAACUCUCUGUCCGGCUCCUUGUCUUCAUCCGCUCCUGGGGACUGGCAGUUCUCUAGACGCACCCUCUCCCACACACCAUCUCCACCAGCUGCCAAACCGGACCAGGAGAUGCAAGGCACUACCAACUCUCUGUCCGGCUCCUUGUCUUCAUCUGCUUCUGGGGACUGGCAGUUCUCUAGACGCACCCUCUCCCACACACCAUCUCCACCAGCUGCCAAACCGGACCAGGAGAUGCAAGGCACUACCAACUCUCUGUCCGGCUCCUUGUCUUCAUCUGCUUCUGGGGACUGGCAGUUCUCUAGAUGCACCCUCUCCCGCACACCAUCUCCACCAGCUGCCAAACCGGACCAGGAGAUGCAAGGCACUACCAACUCUCUGUCCGGCUCCUCGUCUUCAUCCGCUUCUGGGGACUGGCAGUUCUCUAGACGCACCCUCUCCCACACACCAUCUCCACCAGCUGCCAAACCGGACCAGGAGAUGCAAGGCACUACCAACUCUCUGUCCGGCUCCUUGUCUUCAUCCGCUCCUGGGGACUGGCAGUUCUCUAGACGCACCCUCUCCCACACACCAUCUCCACCAGCUGCCAAACCGGACCAGGAGAUGCAAGGCACUACCAACUCUCUGUCCGGCUCCUCGUCUUCAUCCGCUCCUGGGGACUGGCAGUUCUCUAGACGCACCCUCUCCCGCACACCACCUCCACCAGCUGCCAAACCGGACCAGGAGAUGCAAGGCACUACCAACUCUCUGUCCGGCUCCUUGUCUUCAUCCGCUUCUGGGGACUGGCAGUCCUCUAGACGCACCCUCUCCCGCACGGCGCACACCAUCUCCACCAGCUGCCAAACCGGACCAGGAGAUGCAAGGCACUACCAACUCUCUGUCUGGCUCCUUGUCUUCAUCCGCUUUUGGGGACUGGAAGUUCUCUAG
Messenger RNA from Puccinia triticina, 1185 nucleotides. RefSeq lists its product as uncharacterized. Lineage: Eukaryota; Fungi; Basidiomycota; Pucciniomycetes; Pucciniales; Pucciniaceae. The record is from RefSeq and is a predicted model, not a curated record. Bases 1 to 1185 code for a protein of 394 amino acids. The transcript has a single exon.